AUGGCUGCACCGAAUAAUCCCCGGUUUUACUCACUUUUUACCCUCCUCCUGUGCUCGUGCUUCGGCGGGAGCUGCGCGGACCGGCGGUUCUCGGAGCUGAAGCGCUGCGCGGAUGAAGAAUGCAGCAUGCUUCUCGGCAGAGGAAAGGCCGCAAAGGAUUUCAUGGGGCCGGACUGCCGGUUUCUCUCUUUUAAGAAAGGAGAGACGAUAUAUGUAUAUUAUAAACUCUCAGGGCAGAGGUCAGACGUGUGGGCUGGUAGUGUUGGAAACCACUUUGGCUAUUUUCCAAAAGACUAUCUUAAUAUAAAUCAUAUAUAUACUGAAAAAGAAUUGGAGGUACCUACAGAAGAAACAGAUUUUGUCUGCUUUGAGACUGGGCUUGAUAAAUUUGAAAGUUAUGACAUAGAUGUGUUAUUAGGAAGCAAAUUAUUUAUGGAGAACGAGAAUUCAACAGAAGAAUCUAAAGAAGCAUAUCAGAAUGAAGUGGUUUCUCAACUGCCUUCUGAAACAGAAGAAAUAACAGAAGAUUCAGUGGAGCAUCUUGAUUCAGAAUCAGAAUCGCUACUUCAAUCAGAGUCUGUUGAUUCAGAAUCAAGAUUGCCUCUUCAAUCAGAGUCGAUCGAUUCAGAAUCAGUAUUGAUUCUCGAACCAGAGUCAGUUGAUUCAGAAUCAAGAUUGCCUCUUGAAUCAGAGUCAGUCAAUUCAGAACCAGAAUCGACUCAUGAAUCAGAGUCAGUCAGUUCAGAAACAGAAUUGAUUCAUGAAUCAGAGUCAGUUGAUUCAGAACUAGCAACGCAUCAUGAAUCAGUGUCAGUCGAUUCAAAACCAGCAACGACUCCUGAAUCAGAGUCAGUUGAUUCAGAAUCACAAUCAACUGAUUUAGAAUCAACAACACAGUCAACUGAGUCAAAAUCAACAUUACAGUCAAAUGAUUCAAAAUCAACAUCACAGGCAACUGAUUCAGAAUCAACAUCACAGGCAACUGAUUCAGAAUCAACAUCACAGGCAACUGAUUCAGAAUCAACAUCACAGUCAACUGAUUCAGAAUCAAUAUCACAGUCAAAUCAUUCAAAAUCAACAUCACGGUCAAGUGAUUCAGAAUCAACAACACGGUCAAGUGAUUCAGAGUCAACAUUACAGUCAAAUAAUUCAGAAUCAACAUUACGGUCAAGUGAUUCAGAAUCAACGUUGCAGUCAAGUGAUUCAGAAUCAACAUUGCAGUCAAGUGAUUCAGAAUCAACAACACAGUCAACCGAUUUAGAAUCAACAUUGCCUUUUGAGUCAGAGUCAGUUGAUUCAGAAUCAACAUUGCUUCUUGAAUCAGAAUCUGUAGAGUCAGAGACAUUGAUAUCUAAAUCUACCGAAAAUGACUCUAAUAGCUUUCAGCCAAAGACAGUCGUCUCCUCAGAGUCAACACUGGAGCCUAAACAUGGAGUGACCGAUGAGACAGAUACUUUAAUAACCCAAGAUGAUGUAGAAACCCAACCAUCAGACUUUGAUGCACUAAAUAUUGAUGAUGUUAAACUUUUGCACAUCCAACAUGACUCUGAUUUUGAGUCAGAGCUUGAAACACAAACAGCAGGUUUAGACGUAGAUAGCGAAGAGCCUACUAACCGUAAAGAUUUACCACUACAAACUUCAGAGAAAACACUUGAGGAUGAGAAUAGAUGGACAUCAGCAUUAAAUGAAAAAAGUGAAUCGGAAGAGACUGAAUCUUCUCACGAACACACUAAAGAAUCACUUUUAGUUCAUGAUGUCAAAGCACAAAGAGAUCUUGAAGAAGAGGAAACAAUUGAUAAUGUGAAAUUUUCUCUUUCUUCUCAAAGUACUAAAUCUGCUUCAGAUGAAAGUGAAGGCGUCCCAUCUGAACCAGCUCCGGAAACGGAAUCGAUAGCAUUAGAUAUAAGUGAAAUCACAGAGAAUACGAAUGAAAAUGCAGAUGAUUUUAUUCAGAAGGACAGCAUGAACACUAAUGAAAAUGCACACAAAAACAUUGCAGACGAUGCUCAGGAUGUAGUGAUAAACAGAAGGGAGAAACCUACUGAAUCCGAGGACGAAGAUGAAACUGAGAACGUUUCUGAAAGUCCAGAAUCUGCACCUCUACUUUAUAAAACAGAUGAACAGAUCGAAAAGGUGAAGAACGAACUGGACGCUCUGCUUAAAAACACACUGGAGUCUGAGGAAGAUAGUCCUGGAGAUGAAGAGGACGAGACUGAAGAGCUUCUGGAAGAUGAAAACGCUCUUCUUUCAUCUAAUGAUCCUCAUCUCGCAGACAAAAAUCUUGAAGACGAUGAGCAACCUGAUGAUGAUGAUGAUGAUGAUGAUGAUGGUUUGGUUGAAUCUCAACAAAGCGAAAACACAACACAAGCAGAUGAAACGGAAACCGAAGAGGUUGGUCUUCCUCCUGAAGAGCCUGAAUACAGCGAUAGCGUACUGAGACUCACAAUAUUGCGAGAUCACUUGAAGGACGAAGACACCGAGCGCAUGCAGAAGUACUUCGGCCUGAAGAACAUGUUCAGAAUCGAAGCCAUGUUUUCUGAUCUGGAUCUUGAGAUGAAGUCUGCGCGGGAGAUGAAGACGGAUACGGAGGAGAUCGAGCAAACGCUGGACCAGAUCACGGAGGCUUCAGAAAACUCCAUUCUCGAUGCCACAGAGGACAUACUUAAUGAAAGAGACCGGAAAGCUCUGGAAGACGGACUGCAGAAGGAACCGGAGAUGUAUGAUAUUGAGGCUGCCAUGUUGGACGCUUUUCAGGAGAUUGUUUUCGCUUUGCGACAGAAAUAUUCGACAGCCAGCGACAGCGUCCCAUUGGUUGAGGAGGAACAAAGUGCAUAUGAAACAGAUGAGAAAUCUGAGCCUGAAGAGCUGAAGAAUCUGGACAUUACAACUGAAAUGACUGAGCCAGCUGAAACUCCUGAAAUGCACAAGGAGCAGAAUGACUCUGAAUCGAUUCUGAGUCCUGAAUUCAAUAUGAACCCAGAUUUGUCCCACAAUAAAGACGUGGAUCUUGAGGAGGACGGAGGCCAUUUCAACAGGAAUAAAGAUGCUCAAAUCGCUUUCGAAGAUGCUGAGGAGAUCCAAAAGGGACCUCAUGCUAUUUUGGAGAAGCCGGUGGACAUUGGCUUUCACUUUGAGAUGGAUCAGUCUUCAGGUUCAAUGGAGUCUCCGAGUGUCUCCGAUUUCCAUGAUGCUGAAACUGGCAGUGAUUCCUCCAGCCCAUCGACUUCAGAUGAACUUCAGGGUUUGCUGGUGCUUCUCAAAGAAAAUCUCGGAGUUUAUGGAGAAGUUCUGAUCACUGCACUUCCGGAGGAAUGGCGACCGGGUCCCAAUUUUCACGGAGUCCCCUGGGAGCCAGUGGUGGUCACAGUGGCCAUCGGGGCCCUCACUAUACUGAUGUUCUUCUGGAGGACAGUGCUCUCUAUUAAAGGCAGAAGCUAUCAAUUAACUGAAAAGCAGCUUAGAGACAAAAUCCAGCAGCUUCUCAAUGAGAAAUCUGAUGCUGCUAACAAGAUCACUGAAUUAAAUGACAUGAUAAAAGAAAGAGAACAACACCUGCAAAACUCAGAGAAGUCACUGAGUUCCAGCCAACAUGAAAUUAAAGGGCUGAAGAAUCAUCAGCAGAAAAUGCAGAGUCAGUGGGAGCAGAUGUCUGGGAGUAUUUCGCAGCUCAACCAGACAAUUGUGGACACACAGGAAGAAAACGCAAACCUUAAUGAGAAGAUUGCCAAGAUGCACCAGAGAAUUGAGAAAUACCAGAAAACACUGAAGAGUUACGAUGAUGAGCGCGCAAAGGUUCAUGUCCUUAUGGAUGAAGCUAAACUCAGAGAAGACGCUCUUAAGGCUCAGGUUCUGUCCUUUGAGAAGGAAAACGGGGCUUUAAAAGAGCAGAAGAAAUCUCUCCUUGGCGAUGCUAAAGACUGGCAGGAGAAGCACAAGAAGCUGAGCGAGGAGAUCCGAGUUUAUCACAAAUCCCAGAAAGAGCUGGAAGACUCUCUGGUGCACAAGGAGAACGAGAUCGAUGUUUUGUCCAGCUGUAUUGCUGAGCUCAACCGACUGGGAGGCUGCGACUCUGCAGAGCUACAGAAAGAAGAUGCUAGAAUGUCAAACGGAGAUGAUUCUGAGAAGAAAAUGGACACUAUGAGACUGCGAAUCAAACAGAUGAUGGACGUCUCCAGGAUUAAAGCCACUCUCAGCGUUGUGGAGGACGAGAGGAAUCGCUAUAUGGAGAAUCUCCUCACUGAACAGAAAUCCAGACAAGAGCUGGAAGAGCAAUAUCAGAAGGUCAUGCAUGACCAGAUGAAUCUGAACAAUGAGAAAACACAUCUGGAGAACCAGAUGAAGAACCUGCAGCAGAGACUGGAGAUCACCACUGAACUCUACCAGCAGAAGGAGAACGCACUGCAACAGAAGUUGACUCAGGAGGAGCUGGAGAGACGCGAGAAGGAGACGAAGCUGUCGGAGGUGGACAGUAAAGCUCUGCGCUCAGAGGAGGAGGUUCGAGCCCUCAAGCAGAAGAUUAAGGACAUCGAGGAGGAGAUGCAGCAGAAUGAACGCUCACUCAAAUCUGAGGUGGCAGUGCAAGAGAAGAAAGCCCAUGAGAACUGGUUGAAAGCGCGGGCCUCAGAGCGAACUCUAGUGGAGGAGAGAAGAGAAUCAGCCACUCUUCGGCAGAAGCUUGUGGAAUACAGAGAUAAAAUAUCCGACAUGGAGCAAAGUCUGUUCAAGCUGAACUCUGGGCCGCCGGAUCGACACAUGCCGCAGCGCAGAGGGGAUUCUUACGGUCCAUCUCCUGUGAGCGGCGGGGCUCCAUCUCCUCCUCUGAUGAUCGAGGGUCCGGGACGGCCCCCAUCAGCACCUGUAGGGCGACGCGGUGAGCCGUUCGGUCCGCGACCCCCGUCUGACCCUCACGGACGCUUCUCUGAGCUUGGACACCCUUUGCCAUCCAGACCAGAAAUGUUUCAGCCAAUGACAUCAUCUCCAUGUGCACAUGAUGGGCCGAUGCAGACUGCACCAGUCGUGGAGCCGGCCGAGGCCUCAGAUCAGGCCUCAUGUGAGCCUGUAGAGACUCUCUCCAAAUCUCAAAGUCAGGGAUCCUUCCUGCCCUCCCCGAUCCGGGAUUCUCCAGUUCCUCCACCAAACGUCCCGCUGAAGCCUUAUGGUCCCCCUGGGAUGCCACCCAAUGGGCCGCCGAUGAUGAUCCGACCACCCAACGGACAUCCUCCCAUGAUGCACCUUGACCCGCGCUUCAGACCUCCACACAUGGACUCUUUCGGCCCGCCUCCUCCGAUCAGACCAUUUGGACCCGUGCCACCACCUUUUGCUCGAGGGCCUCCACUCGGACAGCGGGACGUCCCGCCAGAUUACUUUGCACCCCGUGGCCUCCCUCCUCGGCCCUUCCCGUCUGGACCCCUGCCACCCCCCGGAGCCAUGAUCCCUCCUCCCUACAGCGGACUCCGUUUCCCAGCAGCCCCUGCGGUACUGUCUCAGAGCUCCAGAGAUGGGGACGAGGAGCCGCCGCAGACUCACGCAGAGCCCUGAAACACAUCUGCUCAGGGCGGAGGGGGGGAAAUGAGUUUGAUUUGAUUUAUUUUUUUUCAAUAACACAUUUGUGAGCAGAAAUAAUGAGGGUUUUGAUUUUAUACAUUAGCAAACCUUUCCUAUGGAAAUAGUUUGAUUGAAUAUACCUUUAUUUUGUCUUCUCUCUAGUGGUUAAAUGGUAACAUCCACCACUCGCCCAGUGCUGAUGCAUCUUGGGAAAUCAAACCAAUAUUUAGGCAAGCCAUUUAUUUCCUCAUGCCUUUAAUGUGAGAGGACUUUUUUUAUGCCUUUUUUUCUUCUUCUUCUUCACCGUGUUUCCAUUUGUUUGCUUUUAGUCUGAUUCUCCAGCUCACGUAAUACGAUUCAGCCUGUGUUUAUUUUAACGUUUGAUCCGUCGUGAUUUCUUUUCCUAGCGGAAAGGCACAUAUGAUGUCAUAUUGACAAAGUAUUUGUACAUUUCUUUCAGCUGCGCGUAUGUUAUUAUUAAAAAAUCCCCAAACGUAACACGUCAGCUCAGAUAAACGUCUUCUCUUUGAGUUUUCAGCGCUGUAUGUAUUAAUUAAAGGCUGUUUUUAACGACGAAACAUGAGAAUGCAUUAAUUAGUUCCUGCAUCAGAUUGAAUGUGACCGUUUAAUGUAAUUAUUUUAUGAACAAAUCUCUCAUUCAGUUAAGACAGGAAUUAUAUUGCAUUGUUAAAUUGCAAUAAUUUUAUGAAUGAUUUACUCUGCGUGGCCCAGAACCAGUGGUGUUUCAUGGGUUUAUGAUGCAACAACAAAAUAAUCCCAAUAUUCAAAACUAUUUUCUUCAUCUGUGUUUCUUAUUUUGCCAUAUACUUUUUGUUUUGUUUGGUAUUAGAGUAAAUUAUUUUAGGAAGCGUGUUGAGAGAAUGCAUCUUGUGUAAGAGUGUCUGCAUCGUGUUGAAAUCUUAGGGAAGAAACGGUUUUAAAAAAACAAAUGUGGCAUUGAUUUCAUGGGAAUGAAUGAAUGAGUUGAAUAAAGCUGCUUUUUCCUGA
Danio aesculapii is the source of this 6552-nucleotide messenger RNA. RefSeq names its product MIA SH3 domain ER export factor 3 (gene mia3). Gene Ontology annotation, biological process: protein secretion; endoplasmic reticulum to Golgi vesicle-mediated transport; vesicle cargo loading. Gene Ontology annotation, molecular function: protein binding. The record is from RefSeq and is a predicted model, not a curated record. The transcript has 29 exons. Gene Ontology annotation, cellular component: endoplasmic reticulum exit site; endoplasmic reticulum membrane. The coding region runs from base 1 to 5538 and encodes 1845 amino acids. Lineage: Eukaryota; Metazoa; Chordata; Actinopteri; Cypriniformes; Danionidae.